Asterias rubens (European starfish) is the source of this 910-nucleotide messenger RNA. Its product is annotated as histone H2A-like. The transcript has a single exon. Gene Ontology annotation, cellular component: nucleosome. NCBI's taxonomy places the organism in Eukaryota, Metazoa, Echinodermata, Asteroidea, Forcipulatida, Asteriidae. Gene Ontology annotation, molecular function: DNA binding; protein heterodimerization activity; structural constituent of chromatin. The record is from RefSeq and is a predicted model, not a curated record. Bases 1 to 408 code for a protein of 135 amino acids.
AUGACUGGACGUGGAAAAGGAGGAAAAGCCCGCUCCAAGGCCAAGAGCCGCUCCUCAAGAGCCGGGCUUCAGUUCCCCGUGGGCCGUGUCCACCGUUUCCUUCGCAAGGGCAACUAUGCCCACCGAGUAGGAGCCGGUGCACCGGUCUACUUGGCUGCCGUCAUGGAGUACUUGGCCGCUGAGAUCCUCGAGUUGGCCGGUAACGCCGCCCGUGACAACAAGAAGACGAGAAUCAACCCCCGUCACUUGCAACUCGCCAUCCGCAACGACGAAGAGUUGAACAAGCUUCUCAGUGGAGUCACCAUCGCACAGGGAGGUGUACUGCCCAACAUCCAGGCUGUACUUCUGCCCAAGAAGAGCGCUGCUGCAAAGGCCGGCAAGAAGUCUUCGCAAUCCAUGGAGUAUUAAAGUUUCCAGUAAACUCAAAUCAACCGGCUCUUUUCAGAGCCAACACAAAAACAAAAGAGACGAAAUGUACCAUGUUUGUUGACUCGUUUCCUUGUGAAUAACUUUCAUUUAAUAAAAUGGGACAGGAUAUUUAUUGAUAAUAAGUGAUAAAUAAAACAUAGGCCUAACAAUAUAGCGUUGUAGUGUUGGAAAUGUAUCAUUGUCAAUUGCAUGCACAGGCCAAACAGUACUUCACGGAGGCAUUACAGGCGAUUUCCCCCAUCCAUGCCCCCCUGCCUUCGCGCCCUUAAAAUGCUAUAAUAUUGGUAAUUUCCCCAUAGGUGCCCUUUACAACUAGAGAAAAUGCCUUGUUGUCUGCAUGCAUGUAAUAUUUUGUCAGGCAUGUAUUAUUAAUUCAUUCGUCCAUCCUGGAAAUAAAUAAUUUGCUUUUAAAAAGACCCGCCCUACAACUAGGCAUGUAAUUCUUAUCUUGAAAUAGGCCCAAGUGUAGCCUACAUGUAAU